Austrofundulus limnaeus is the source of this 1683-nucleotide messenger RNA. RefSeq names its product potassium inwardly rectifying channel subfamily J member 11, like (gene kcnj11l). The coding region runs from base 143 to 1450 and encodes 435 amino acids. Gene Ontology annotation, biological process: regulation of monoatomic ion transmembrane transport; potassium ion import across plasma membrane. Gene Ontology annotation, cellular component: plasma membrane. The transcript is spliced from 6 exons. The record is from RefSeq and is a predicted model, not a curated record. NCBI's taxonomy places the organism in Eukaryota, Metazoa, Chordata, Actinopteri, Cyprinodontiformes, Rivulidae. Gene Ontology annotation, molecular function: inward rectifier potassium channel activity.
CGCGUCUGAACAUCCUGAUGGGUGAAUGAUGGAGUCCGAGCUGCGGAUCACGUCCAGAUAAAAAACCCGAAACAACCCGGUUUCUGGUAGUCCGACCUGCUGAGUCCUGCACAGGUAACAGCACGUGACCUCCUGCAGCAUCAUGUUGGCCAGGAAGGGCCUCCUGCCGGACGGCUUCCUGCUGACCCGGCUGGCAGAGGACCAGAACCAGCCGAACCGCAGCCACUCCAGGUCCCAGAGAGCCCGCUUCAUCACCAAAACUGGAUCCUGCAACGUGGCUCACAAGAACAUCCGGGAGCAGGGUCGCUUCCUGCAGGACGUCUUCACCACCAUGGUGGACCUGAAGUGGCAGCACUCCUUCCUCAUCUUCACCUCGGCCUUCCUCUGCUCCUGGAUGCUCUUCGCCAUGGCCUGGUGGCUGCUGGCCUUUGCUCACGGUGACCUGGAACCCCGGGACCUGGAUUCCGAGCCAGGACCUGUCCCCUGUGUCACCGCCAUUCACUCCUUCACCUCUGCAUUCCUCUUCUCCAUCGAAGUCCAGGUGACCAUCGGGUUUGGCGGCAGGAUGGUGACGGAGGAGUGUCCCGUGGCCAUCAUCGUCCUGAUCAUCCAGAACAUCCUGGGUCUGAUCAUCAACGCCGUGAUGCUCGGCUGUGUCUUCAUGAAGACGGCGCAGGCCAACCGACGCGCCGAGACGCUCAUCUUCUCCAGAAACGCCGUGAUCGCCACGCGGAACGGCCGGCCCACCUUCAUGUUCAGAGUCGGGGACCUGAGGAAGAGCAUGAUCAUCUCAGCCACCGUGCAGCUGCAGGUGAUCCGUCGCACGGUGACGUCGGAGGGCGAGGUGAUCCCGGUGUGUCAGCUGGACAUCCAGGUGGAGAACCCUCUGAGGAGCAACGGCAUCUUCCUGGUGUCUCCUCUCAUCAUCAGCCACACCAUAGAGAGAGGAAGUCCUCUGUACGAACUGUCCGCUCAGUCCCUGGCCUCCGAGGACCUGGAGAUCAUCGUCAUCCUGGAAGGUGUGGUGGAGACGACAGGGAUCAGCAUGCAGGCCCGGACCUCCUACACCCCCGAGGAGAUCCUGUGGGGGCGGCGCUUCGUCUCCAUCAUCACGGAGGAGGACGGCCAUUACUGCGUCGACUACUCCAAGUUCGGGAACACGGUUUCGGUCCGGAUGUCCUCACUCAGCGCCAAGGAGCUGGACCAGACCAGAGGGGUCCAGGAGGGGACGUCGGACUCCCAGCUGCAGGGCUGGGGGCUGGUCCGGGCCGGCAGGGGGGGCUUCCGCAGAGGAGGCCGGGCCUGCGUAGGCUCCGCCCCUCAGCCCUGGUACGCCCAAUCGGAGAGUCCAAACAAGGAGGCGGAGCAGAAGGAUCAGAAGAAGACGGUGCAGCUGGAGGUGAUUGGACGGCAGAUGGAGGAGGACGAACUUAGAGACAUGAGUGACUGAUGUCUUCUCCCAUGAUGCAUUGCAGCUGGGUCCAGUUUUACAGAUUUAACCUAAAAAAAAAAACCUAAAUUUAAACAGAAAGUUCUAAUGAAGCAGGUCCAAACCAGAACAGAACCGGACUGGAACCAUGAAACUGAAGCCGCAGUGAAUUAUUGUGCUUUUAUUGUGAAAUACUUCCUGUCUCGUCAUGUUUGAGGGGUUUUCCCUCAUUUUCUGUAAAUUAUUUCAAAUUA